Molecule: messenger RNA, 3833 nt
Organism: Mustela erminea (ermine)
Lineage: Eukaryota; Metazoa; Chordata; Mammalia; Carnivora; Mustelidae
Product: zinc finger protein 345-like
Exons: 4
Biological process (GO): regulation of transcription by RNA polymerase II
Molecular function (GO): DNA-binding transcription factor activity; RNA polymerase II cis-regulatory region sequence-specific DNA binding
Source: RefSeq, a predicted model, not a curated record
CACGAGUCUCUUCUGACAAAGAAAUCUAGAGGACAAGGUGAACGACGAAGAAAUGGCCAGUUCUCAGGGACAGCUGACCUUCAGGGAUGUGGCCAUAGAAUUCUCCGAGGAGGAGUGGGGACGCCUGACCCACACUCAGCGGCAACUGUACAGGGAUGUGAUGUUGGAGAACUAUGGACACCUGCUCUUCUUGGGUCUCAUUGUGUCAAAGCCUGAUUUGGUCUCCUUUUUGGAGCAAAAGAAGGACCCUUCGGAUGUGAAGAGAAAGAAGACAGUGGUCUUUGAUCCAGCUGUAUCUUCACAGGGCACCCUGAGCUUCCUGCCAAAGCCAUGCAAAGAAGCUUCAUUUCAAGAUGUGUCAAUGGGCCAAUAUAAACAUAAUGUCCUUGAUAAGUUACAUUUGAUGAUAGACUGGGAUAAUGAUCAUAAAGGACAUAUCCAAAUUGAGACUACUGCCCAUAAUGAGAAUCUCACUGCCCAUAAUGGUGAAAGAUACAAAAUAUUUUGUAAAACCUUCCUUUUUAAGUCCAUUAGUUCUGCAAAACAGGGUGUUUCUGUAAGCAGCUCCAAUCCAAUACUCAAACGUACAUAUUUAUGGAUGGAGAAUGUGGAACAUUUGGAAAGUUACCUAGCCUGUGCUGAACAUAAUGAUUUGAACAAUUUUGAAAAUAGGAUUGGAUUGACCUUUCAUUCAGAUAUUUCUAAACUUCAGGGAUUUCAACAUGGAGAAACAACUGCUAAGUGGGAUCCAUUUGAGAGGUCCUUCACUAAAGACUCAACCCUUCCAAAUUCCCAGAGUAUUUUCAAUGGAGAGGGAAUUGUUCAAGGCAGUGAAUCUGAGAAAAAAAUUCAUCAAGGCUCAAAUGUUAAUAAACACCUGAGGACUCAUUUUGCAGAGAACCAUUUCAAACAUAUUAAAUGUGGGGAAGUCUUUUAUCAAAGAUCCAACCUUCUGUCUAACAGUAUGCAUAUAAAAGAGAAUCCUUAUAUAUUUAAUGAAUAUGAAAGAGAUUUUAACCAGUCCUCCAGUGUUGGUGAUCAUUCAGUAAUUCAUGUGGGGAAAAACCCAUACAGAUAUAAGAAACCCAGGAACAUGUUUAGUCAGCCACCAAGAAUACAUAUACAUAAGACAGUUUGUACUGGAGAUAAAACUUACAAAUGUAAAGAAUGUGGCAAGGUCUUUAACCAGCAGUCAUACCUUACUCAACAUCACAAAACUCAUACUGGAGAGAAACCUUAUAAAUGUAAAGAAUGUGGCAAGGACUUUAUCCAGCAAUCAAGCCUAAAUCAGCAUCACAGAAUUCAUAAUGGGGAGAAACCUUACAAAUGUCAAGAAUGUGGCAAGGCCUUUAGCCAGCUUUCAAACCUUAGUCAACACCACAGAAUCCAUACUGGAGAGAGGCCUUACAAAUGUCACCAAUGUGGCAAGGCCUUCAAGCAGCACUCAGCCCUUGCUCAACAUCACAAAAUUCACACAGGAGAGAAACCAUAUAAAUGUAAAGAAUGUGGCAAAGCCUUUAACCAUGACUCAAGCCUCACUCAGCAUCACAGAAUUCAUACUGGAGAGAAACCUUACAAAUGUGAAGAAUGUGGGAAGGCCUUUAGGCAACACUCACACCUUACUCAGCAUCACAGAAUUCAUACUAGAGAGAAGCCUUAUAAAUGUAAAGAAUGUGGCAAGGCCUUUAGGAGAAAGACACACCUUACUCAACAUCAGAGAAUUCAUACUGGAGAGAAACCUUACCAAUGUAAAGAAUGUGGCAAGGCCUUUGUCCUCCAUUCAGGCCUUACUCAACAUCAGAGAAUUCAUACAGGUGAGAAACCUUACAAAUGUAAAGAAUGUGGUAAGGCCUUUAUCAAUCAAUCAAGCCAUACUCAACAUCAAAGAAGUCAUACUGGAGACAAACCUCUUAAGUGCAAAGAAUGUGGGAAGGCCUUUAAGUGGAACUCAGCCCUUAGUGUACAUCACAAACUUCAUACUGGAGAGAAACCUUAUAAAUGUGAAGAAUGUGGUAAGGCCUUUAUCCUUCAUUCAGGCCUUGUUCAGCAUCAGAGAAUUCAUACUGGAGAGAAACCUUACCAAUGUAAAGAAUGUGGCAAGGCCUUUAUCCUCCAUUCAGGCCUUACUCAGCAUCAGAGAAUUCAUGCUAAUGAGAAACCUUACAAAUGUAAAGAAUGUGGCAAGGCCUUUAUCCAUCAGUCAUUCCUUACUCAACAUCAAAGAAUUCAUACUGGAGAGAAACCUCUUAAGUGUAAAGAAUGCGGGAAGGCCUUUAAGUGGAACUCAGCCCUUAGUGUGCAUCAAAGAAUUCAUACUAGAGAGAAGUCUUAGAAAUGUAAAGAAUGUGGCCAGGGCUUUAUCCAGCAGUCAUACCUUACACAACAUCACAGUUCCUACUGGAGCAAGUCUUACAAAUUUGAAGACUGUGAGAGAGUUUGGAAGGACUGCUAAACCUUAAGCCUAUGUCAGAGAAUUCCUAUUGGAGAGGAGAUAUAUAUGUGUAAAGAAUGUGGCAAGACCUUUAGGCAAUGUUAAACCCUUGUUCCUUAUCAGAGAAUGUAUAGUGGAGGAGAUUUUAUAAAUAUAAAAUUUGGCAAGCCCUUUCCUAGUGCUCAAGCCUCUCCCAGCAUUACAGAAUUCAUACUAGAGAGAAACCUUAUAAGUGUAAAGAAUGUGGUAAAGUGGGGCACCUGGGUGGCUCAGUUUUGGAUUGCUCAACACUUAAGUCAGCAUCCCAGAGUUCAUACUGAGGAGAAAUAAUAGAAAUGGAAAGAACAUGACAAACCCCUGGCUGGAAGUCCUAACUUGCUCAACAUCAUUAUCAUACAGGAGCAAAACUGUAAUAUGUAAAGACAGUUUUAAGGCCAAGCCUUUAACUAGAAUUCAGCCCUUACUCAGUAUCCCAAAAUGCAGUCUUGGUUCAAAUCGUACAAACACAAUGAAGAAAGACUUUCUCCUACACUUCAGAAAACAUCAGAGUUUAGAGAAGAAAAGGAACUUUUAAUAGAAAAAUGCAUAGAAACAUUUAAUUGAAAAUCAGAUGUCAAUAAAUGUCACAGAAUUCACAGUAUACAGCAGUACACCAGUCACUCUCUUCAGAGAUUGCAUUAAAAAAAAUACAAAUUUAAUUAGCUAUUGUAUGUGCUAUUAUACUUCAAAAGAUACAAGGGGGAUUUUUUCAUUAUAAUUUAAAUGUGUUUGUCUUUCCAUUGACCCUGUAUGAGAUUUGUGACUUGCAAUUAUUCAUGUAUUUCUACUCUUAGAACUCUUCAGAAAAUUCAUUUAUUUCUAGUCAGUGUGUGAAACUAUGUAGGUGAUUGGUGUUGCAUCAGGGACAUGAGAAGCUCUUCUUUAGGUGGGACUCAUGCAUAUCUAAUUUUCCAUGGAAGAUGAAGGACUGUGUAACGUACAAUAUAUGAGGAAAAUAUAAAUGAAUAUUCCUCUUGUGGUUAUGACGUUGAUAUAGGUCAUCAAGAAGUAGGUGUUCAGAAAAUCAUUCUCCAUUUAUUAAAACUAAAAAAAAAAAUUGUGACCAUUACCAGUUACAUGUUUUACUAAUUGGUGUUUUUAAUGAAAACAAGAUGGCAGUCUUCACAAUAGUAAUUGUUAGAGAGUAUGAGUUGAUGGGGUUGAAAUGAAUAAAUCCUGACAGAUAGCAGAGAGUAGCUAACUUCUGUAAAAUGACAUACACUUGUACAUCCACAUUUUUAGAAAAUUACCAGAGUCCUGAAAGCAUUUUAGUAUGCAAAACUAAGGUUGUAAGAAGCUAAAAUAGACUUCUAUCGGAUGUCUUUACUAAGCCUCAUGUAAUCACAAAAUGAAAACAAUGUAG